UUAAUUUCAUUACAGAUAAUACAAAGAAAGACACAGCACACAAAUGUUGAAAUUUUCAGACAUGCCUUAUCAUUAGCAUUAGCACGUCCUUUCCCACUAAAACUAUGGAGCUAAUAACAUUAUAUAGACUCAGAAAGAUAGAGAUCACAAUUCAAGUUCGUCUCUUUGGCUUUGACUUUCAGGAAUCUGCAUGAAGAAGAUGAUGGCAGCUUCAAGAACACUAAUAAUGGCAUUGGCAAUUGCAGCCACAAUGGUUGUUGAAUUAGCUAUGGCAACUAACUAUACAGUUGGUGAUUCUGGUGGCUGGGAAAUAGGCGCCAACUUCCAAUCUUGGGCUUCCUCCAAAAACUUCACCAUUGGAGAUGUUCUCAUUUUUGAGUACUCCGCGAACCAUGAUGUGCUUGAAGUCAAUGAGCCGGAUUUUAGCUCCUGUUCAGCAAGCAAUCCCAUAGAGAAGCACACCGGUGGCAGCACGGUGAUCACCCUUUUGACCUCAGGUAAAAGGUUCUUCAUAUGUGGGGUGCCUGGCCAUUGCCUUUCUGGGAUGAAGGUUGAAAUUGACACCCUUGCAACUCCAUCACCGCCGCCUUCUUCCAUGGCUACACCUCCGUCUCCACCACCGGAAGUAACACCGUCUUCACCGCCACCUACUUCCUCUCCUGCUGCUCCAACAUCUCCUCCAGCUUCACCCCCUAAAGCUGCAACGAAGCCACCAGCAAAGUCUCCUCUGGCUCCACCACCAGAUUCUAAAGCCAGCCCUCCAGCACCGCCCACCGAACCAACUCCACCAUCAUCAGCACCGACACUGGAGCCUCCGAUCCCUCCAUUUCCAUUUGAUCAUCCAUUGAUUCCCUCAGCAGCCCCCAUACCUCCUCCCCCGACGCCUUCAUCGGCUUACAAAUGCAGUUUUAGGGUCCAUCUCUCUGUUGGCUUCACCUUCGUUGUCAUAAUGCUUUUGGCUCUCUGAAAAUUGUUCAUUUUCCAUGUAUAUCUUGAUGUGAUUCUACAAUUUUUUGCUCUGAUGCUUUUACUCUACAUGAUUUCAAUGAAUAAAAGGUUUUUUUUUACCACCUAUUCAUUUCAAAAUAUCUCAAACACAUUACAAUUCUGCUCUGACUGAGAAUAAUUCCCAAAUCAUGUGCUGCAUUGGUAAGCAAUAAACUGCACAUGACCGAACUGAAAAAAGAAUAUUGAGUAGUGGAUAUAAUAAGAUAUUAAAGAAGCUGCAUUCUGGCAUCCCCAAGCAUUUCACAAAAGGAAAGAUUCUCUCUAGUGUCUAUUCUUUUAGGCAUAAAUCAAAUUAAAGUUAACCAUCAAAAUUUUUAUUUGUCAUCAAGACAACAUCUGUAAGGAUUACUCUGUUUGAUGUUUACGAACUAACAAUGAAAAGCUUGAAAAGAACAUGAAAAUUAGUUGCAAAAUAAUGUCUCGGGAUUGAAUUUUAGGGU
Molecule: messenger RNA, 1448 nt
Organism: Benincasa hispida (wax gourd)
Lineage: Eukaryota; Viridiplantae; Streptophyta; Magnoliopsida; Cucurbitales; Cucurbitaceae
Product: blue copper protein 1a-like
Cellular component (GO): plasma membrane
Molecular function (GO): electron transfer activity
Source: RefSeq, a predicted model, not a curated record